AUGUAUCUACAUCUUUUGGUUCUCCCAAUUCUGAUCAACGCCAACAUAAUCAGCGAUGUCGAGAAUAUCACCCAAGAAAUCGGCCACAUCUUUGUGAAGUCUAUGAACACAGCGAGUGAAGCUGCAGAUGCUGUAGAUGAUGUUCAAGCCAUUCCUCAAGUCUUCAGACAUGUUCUAGACAUUAUUAAGGAGAUCAAAAAUGCCAUAAUCUAUGAAUCCGAAGUGCGAACGAUAGCUGGAAAUCUAACAUCAGCCUUCAAAAAUGUUACAAGUGUAGAAGAUCUAUCCAAGAUUUUCAGCGAUAAAAUUGGGCUUCAACAUUGCGACGGAACUACCAAACAACUUGCUCAUUCAGAUAUUUUUGAGAAACAUCAGGAGCUAGAUGAAAGAUUGAAUUUGAACGUGGCGGAAUUAAAUGUGACCGAAGAAUCGAAAAGCUUUAAUUGUUUGCUGGUUGCGAUGGGAGAUUUUGAGGGAAGCGUUGGAGUUCGUGGAAGUCUUCAGGAUGAUGGAAGUUGGAAGAUUGAUUUGAUAAGGCAAAAUUGUUAG
Molecule: messenger RNA, 549 nt
Organism: Caenorhabditis angaria
Lineage: Eukaryota; Metazoa; Nematoda; Chromadorea; Rhabditida; Rhabditidae
Source: the annotation of a GenBank genome assembly